UCUGCAGAUAAUCAAAUGAUUGUCUACACAUGAGUUACAGCAUUUUCGUCUUCUGAUUCAUAACAUCAGUGCUAUAAUUCAAGAAGAUUAAGAACACAGUUCAACAAUACGAUGGCUAUAGCCGAUGUAAUGGAUGAUGUGGAUUACAAAACUAUCAAUUUUAACAUAGAGGAAGCAGAAUUUAGACACCCGCUAUGGUUGACAGAAUCUCACUUUGUGUAUAACCUCUACAGAGACGAAGAAGGUCAUCUGAACUGUCAUAGAAAUGCUGCAGGCGAUCCUAUUCUGUCACCUAGACCUUUGGCCAAAAUGUGCAUGAAUGAGCUAGUCUGUGAAGGGAACCAAAUAUCAGCAUUUGAAACAGAUGCUAUUCCUGCUGAUCUAUAUCCAAAUUUGCUAGCAGAGGCCAUUUUUCAACGACAAUUGCAAACUAUUGAUUUUUUAGUAUCAACAUGGCCACACUCAAUCCUUGACCUUCAAAGUGUUAUGCCAAAAGAAGACUUAGUGGAAGCUCAGCUGCUGACGAUACCAAUAGAGGGACAUGAUGGGAUAACUUUUUUGGACUGUAUAAUGUGCGGACUUCUAAGACAAAAGUAUUCUUCGAGAUUGAGAACAGUCAACCUAUCAGGAUUCAAACAAGAUCGCACGCUUUGUCGCGAUAUCUGCCGUCUUCCAUUAUUGUGGAUGCCACCCGCAGAUAGAGAUACUGAAAAGAUUUACGACGUUUUAUCACAAACUAUAGAUAUCACAGAAGAAAAGGUGCAAAAAUACCUGAACAGAAUAAAGUGUAUUUAUACAACCAUGGACGCUCAUGUUCCACAUGGACAUCAGUUUCCUCCAAUCACCAUUAUAUUGGACUGUAAAAUGACUCUAGACGAUGUUCCUAUUGGCUUGGCCUUACAGAACGAGACUCCGUUCAGAUUUGCUUGUCAGAGGCUGUGGACAGAACGUAUAAGUGAUGUUAAUCUACCAUUGAACGUACUACAUAAAGUACUUGAACCAAGGGACUUAACUGAACUAGAAAUAGAAGACCGGAAUCUCUGUACAGAUGGCGACAAUAUGGAGAUUUUACUUGAAGCAUUAUCGUUAUUGCCGAAUAUAAAAUCUCUCAGUCUCCCAAAUACCAUACACUGUAACGAAAACGAGGAAGCAGUGAAAGAACUGAACAAAGUACUGAGAACGAUGACCAAUUUAAAGAAAUUAAACUUUCCUCUUUGUAACUUAAAAGAUAAUUUAAGUGACCUUUUGAGUGGGCUGCAGCAGACACUGACGUUUUUGUCGCUUAGAGACUGUCGUCUGUCUGAAGCAGACGUGUUGUUUUUGCUAGAAUGGCCGUUAACACGAGGUUUGUUUGACCUGAAUGUAAGCAGAAACAAUCUUCGGAACUCAUACCAAAAUAUUUUGUCUCUGUUAGAAAAACUGGAAGAAAUCCGAUGUUUUUCAUUAUCUUAUUGUUGUUUUAGUCCUGCAGAACUACGAAAUAUUGUUAAUGUUGCUUCUAAAUGCACGAACAUAAAAACUCUUGGAAUCCAAAGUUUCACGCCAUUAUCAGAAACCGAUAGUCAAAUGAUUCUGAAAGGAUGUUGUUUGUUGACAAACUUGCAAAAAUGCCUAAUGUUACCAGAAUGUCAUGCGUUUUUAGGGAGCAAUGAAUUAGAUAGAUUUGACAACAGAGAAAAAUAUUUGGAACUUUGUGACAACAUACUAUCAGAUUUAAAACGUGAUGAUAUAGAACUUGAAUGAUUGUAUAACAAACAACUGGGCUUAUUUAUUUUAGAUUUAUUUAUUCUCUAUCUAACCACAGCUACCUCCUUUUCUAUUUUUACAAUUCAUCACUAAUUUGGAUUCGGUAAAGCUAAAAAGGAUGUUCCACCAAAAAUUAAAAAAGAGUACGUUGAAAUGGAAUAAAGUUAGAGCACAUAAGUAUCAUGGGAUUGAUGAAACAUCCCAAAAUAAUGAAACAUUGUCCGUACAUGCAACAAAUAUUCAGUGCGUGUUCCGAAUGGUAAGAACAAUCGCAAUCGCAUAUGGAAUCGGACGGUGAAUGUUAAUCGACAUCUAGGCUGGUUCUUUCUCUUGCAAUAUACUGCGUCACCCUUUUUGAGCCAUGCAAGCAGAUAAAGGACGGGGAACCAUUCUAAUCACUAUCAAAAUAUAAAUUCGAGAGUCAAAUUGCGCAAGACAUAAGUAAUGUGUUGAAUAUAACAAAUAUUGCAAGUGAAUCAAACAAUUAUCUGAACACAAUAGUCAAUAAUAGUAUAAGUAACGUCAAAAACAUUGUGCUUACUCAGCACAUAUAGAAAAAUGCUCCAGGAUAGAAGAGGUGAGAUGGACGAAUUUACUGUAAAAUCCAUUCAUGACUGAAAUCAUUAGUAUUAUUCAGAAAAAAAAAUUUCUUUGCAAAUUAUAUAUUUAAAGCAGCUCUAAGCUUACACUUCAUAUAUAAAUGAUUUAAAUGCAUAUCCCUUACAUGCAGUGUACAUACACAUUGACCAAUUCAAAAGAAUCAGAAUAAAAAAAGAUGUCAUGCAACCUCUCAUCAUUAAUGUUACCUGUUUUGUUUUGUACAAUUAAAGAAUAAUGCAAAGUGUUUAUUUUUAAAGAGAAAUGUUAAAUUUUUCUCUGUUUUAAUUUAUACAACGAAUAUAGUGCAAAAUAUUUAUCUGUAAAGUGAAAUCUUAAAUUUAUUCCUGUCUCUACUUCUGGGGCGUAUUUUUUUGUUCUUCGGUAGUGAGCCAGUAGAGGUCCAUUUCUGAUUUUUUGAAUAUGAAAGAUCUUCUGGCUCUCUUCCACCUCUUCUUUUUUGAUAGGCAAUUUAGACGGCAGAGGCACAUAACAAACAUGGCGUCGUAUAGUCUAAAUGACAUUAAUAAAUUUAUGAAUGCAGAUAUAUUAGAAUGUGAGCUGUGUUAUAAACGUUUUUAUGGUAUGACAGUCUUAGUAGGACAUCCCUGUAGGACGAUAAGCUGGAUAAAUAUAAGAACUACACGGACAAUAACAGUUAAGGGACGACUAUUUGAUAUUCUAUGGAAGGGAUUUUGAUUGAUUGGUGUUUAACGCUACUUUCAACACUAAGUUGGGCUAUUCCGUGGUGGUCAGUUUAAAUUUAUAGAUGAAGGAUGAGGAAGGGAAGAGGGCAUUAUUAACUUUUUUAAUAUGUCGCUAAUUAUGCCUAUUUUUCAGCUCUUACCAGUCAACCAUAUUCAUAUAUGAAAUCCUC
Messenger RNA from Mytilus californianus (California mussel), 3220 nucleotides. RefSeq lists its product as uncharacterized. Bases 112 to 1743 code for a protein of 543 amino acids. The transcript has 7 exons. Gene Ontology annotation, cellular component: cytoplasm. The record is from RefSeq and is a predicted model, not a curated record. Lineage: Eukaryota; Metazoa; Mollusca; Bivalvia; Mytilida; Mytilidae.